Electrophorus electricus (electric eel) is the source of this 1641-nucleotide messenger RNA. NCBI's taxonomy places the organism in Eukaryota, Metazoa, Chordata, Actinopteri, Gymnotiformes, Gymnotidae. The record is from RefSeq and is a predicted model, not a curated record.
ACUGCGACUGUAGCAUGGUGGAGGGCGUGUGUGUGUUACAGGAGUGCCAUACUGAUGCCUCUCAGUGCAAAUGCUGCAAGAACUGCAAGUUCCUGCCUCUUGUGGUGAUGUGUCGGCCCGUUAGGAGCGAGUGUGACCUGCCUGAAUACUGCACAGGAAUGUCCUCGGAGUGUCCUGAAGACACGUUCCGAGCAAACGGCGCUCCCUGCAGCAAUAACACCGGCUACUGCCACGGAGGCCAGUGUCCACGCCGACUGGACCAGUGCACCGGCACGUGGGGACAGACCGCACAAACGGCCUCGGAUUCCUGCUACGAACUGAACACUCACGGCACACAGUACGCAUACUGCACGCGGCCAUCUCCCGACGUAUAUACAGGAUGCCAACCCAAGGAUGUUGCGUGCGGGAAGCUCUUCUGCUGGAACGGGUCGGCAGAGCCGCGUCACGGGACAGCAGUAAUGAUCGGCUCGUGCAAGGCCACUGUUCACGGGGACCCGAGCGCGGACUACGGUCAGGUCCACACCGGGACCAAAUGCGGAGAGGGCCUGGUUUGCAGCAACAGCGCGUGCGUGGAGCUGGGGACGGUGUACGAGGAGCCGAACUGCACCAAAUGCCCGGAGCACGCGGUGUGCAAUAACAAGGGCGCAUGCCAGUGCGCCGCAGGUUGGGCGCCACCAGACUGCGCCAGUCCGCACACAGACUACAUCGCCACUGCUGCCGAUCCAGUGCCGGGACUAAGCAACAAAGCGUGCAGUGCCAUAGCAGCAUGUGCGACUGUGCUGCUCUGUCUCGCGCUCGUCACUGCCGCUAUGGUCUGGAGAGUCAAAACGACGCGGAACCGGUCUCGAGCUGCAGGAAGCAGAGUUCCCAGUGCUGUUCCACAGCAUCCUGUGCCCACUGUAAGUGCCCGCGUGCUGUCUGAGGGAUCACAGAAGGGCUCCUUCUUCUGGGUCUAACAUGGGAAGCUGGAUCCCUGAGAAAUCUCACCAUUUAAUCAACAAGUGCAUCCACUCAAAGGCUUUCAAAACACCAAUCACACUGUAAUCAGCUUCCCUCAAAACCACCUCUGGCGGCUCAGUUUGAGGACAAGACUUUGGUGGACGUUGAAAGCAAAGCUACGUCUCGUCAUGGGGUGGUUCUUUACACCACGUAGGCUGAGGUAUUGGUUCUCCCUCCCUGGUCCUGUCGGACUGGGUAACCAGCAGGACCUGUGGUACUCUGGUUAUGAUUGUGGUGCAGGACAACAGCACAGUGACAGGAUGCUGCAGCAGUUUUAGCGUCACUGUAUAUUCACAGGAAAUGAGACGGGUGAUGUUGGUGAGUUAAGUGACCACAUUCUUAUAUUAAUGACUCUGGCACCUUUACAACACUAACAGUGUCUCACUUUUUAAAUGUUGGCAUGGUUGGUACACAGAUUAGGGUUAUGUACUAAAUUAAGGAACAAAUAUUGGCAAGAUUAUAUUUUAUUUUACUAGAUUAGUGUGUCCCUGACAGACAUAUAAACCUGUACAUAGAGCAACAUAUAAAUUGUUUCAGCCAGUGUGUGGGGAGAGUGGUAAUUCCUGAACUUUAGUCUUUGUUUUAAAUUGUAGCCUACAAAUACUGAUUUGGGCUUUACAUUUUCAAAGGUUUUCUUGCAUU